This is a messenger RNA of Komagataella phaffii GS115, 2055 nucleotides long. Its product is annotated as Triacylglycerol lipase involved in triacylglycerol mobilization and degradation. Gene Ontology annotation, molecular function: triacylglycerol lipase activity. The record is from RefSeq and is a predicted model, not a curated record. Lineage: Eukaryota; Fungi; Ascomycota; Pichiomycetes; Pichiales; Pichiaceae. Bases 1 to 2055 code for a protein of 684 amino acids. Gene Ontology annotation, biological process: lipid metabolic process. The transcript has a single exon.
AUGAACUUAUUUGGAGCAGUCACAGACACUCUAUUUGCGCAGAGAGAACUACUCAAGUCCCGACAAGAGCCCUCAGAGGUCCACUCACCUUCUCGCCUCUUCCAAGUGGUGGAAUCCGUGGCUUCUGUGCUACGGAAAAUUCCCUUCCUGAAGCACUGUAUCGGACCACCUGUAGAAGGCGAAGAGUUGAUAAGACAACUUCUGGCUCAACAGAAAGUCUCCACCAGUUAUGAAGAGUGGUACGAGGUUUCACAAAAGCUAGACAUCCUACAAAACCUAGAAAUCUGGAAAUAUGAAAAGGAAUUUUCUUUGUACGAUUACCAGCUCGUCGAAAGACGAUUGGCCGAACUCAGAGAGACCAUAAAUAAUAAAGACUACCCAAAAUUACUAUAUCUAGUGAGAACUACGUGGAGUCGCAAUUUGGGUAAUAUGGGAAAUGACGUUUUGUAUGCAUACUCUCACGUUGGUACCAAGAAACUGAUUGAGGAGUAUGUUGCAGAGUGUGUCAAAGGGCUGAACAUACUGGCAAGUGAAGACAAUGGUUUGGACGAUACUCAUGUCCUGGGAACCCUUAUACAAACACGCAAGGCCAUUGGACGUACGGCUUUGGUGCUUUCCGGAGGAGGAUGUUUUGGACUGAUCCAUAUUGGAGUAAUGGCCACUUUAUUAGAACAGAAUAUGUUUCCCAAGGUUAUAGCAGGAUCAUCUGCUGGAGCCAUUCUGGCCAGCAUUCUAUCUGUUCAGACUCCCGAGGAAACUUUACAACUGCUCAGCACUAUUGCGACUCGGAAAUUCGAAAUAUUUGAGGAGAACAACCAUAGGGAGGGCAUAUUGGUUUGCUUAUCUCGAUUCUUGAAGUACGGUACAUGGUUCGAUAACUGCUAUCUACAGAGAACAAUGCAAACAUUUCUUGGAGACCUGACGUUCAAAGAGAGCUACAAUCGAACUGGAAGAAUUUUGAACAUCACAGUUUCGCCUGCGGCUGUACAUGAACAGCCAACAUUGCUAAACUACCUAACUGCUCCAAACGUUCUACUUUGGUCUGCAGUGUGUGUCUCAUGUUCUUUGCCUGGUGUAUUCCCAUCGAGUACAAUUUUGGAAAAGGAUCCACGCACUGGUGAAAUCUCUGAGUGGAAUAAAGCAGCUACUGUCAAGUUUGUGGAUGGCUCUGUCCACAAUGAUUUACCAAUAGCUCGACUUAGUGAAAUGUUCAAUGUUGACCAUAUUAUUGCAUGCCAAGUCAAUCCCCAUGUUGUACCAUUUCUUAAAAUGGCUGGUGAUGGAGUCAACACUGGCAAUACAUUCCUUCGAAAAUCGCUUCAAAUGGUUAACAAUCUAGCAUCCGAUGAGAUUACACACUAUCUGACAAUUGCAGGAGAACUUGGUAUUGCACCCAACGUAUGUACCAAGCUGAAAUCUGUCCUUGCUCAACAAUACUCGGGAGACAUUACGAUUCUUCCAGACCUCCGUCUCACAGAGUUGAAUUUAUUGUUGACAAAUCCUACUCCUGAGUUUUUGUUAGAUGCCUCAAUAAGAGGUGCAAGAGCCACCUGGCCCCAGAUAUCCAUGAUCCAAAACCACUGUUCUGUCGAAUUUGAGUUGGACAGAGUGAUUGGCCUUUUACGCUCACGUCUGGUUGGACGCCCUGUUCUCAUUGAAAGAAACCGUCCUCGAUCCCGUACUAUAGCGGGAGGAAGAAGAAGCGACACCGCAACAUCGACAGCAAUUACCACAACAACUAACACACGGACUCCUUUCGGUUCAGCUCAUGACUCUUCAUUCACCCCGGUCUACCAUUCAGGUUACAGCUAUUACCUUGAGACACCAGCUCCAGCUCCUGCCCCUCCUGCCUAUACUCGCCGGGCAUCCGCUUAUGAAAGAAGAACUGCUACACAGCCACCAUCCCCAUUACAAUCACCUUUAAAGUCACGAAACAACAGUAUGGAGAACCUAGUUCGUCGUAACUCAUUACGCGAGAUCAAUGCGCUACUCUACAGGGACAAUUCUCCCAAGACUUCUCGCAAACGUAUAGGGGGUCCCAAGAAUCAUAAAUAA